Messenger RNA from Trichoderma reesei QM6a, 812 nucleotides. RefSeq lists its product as uncharacterized. Bases 1 to 411 code for a protein of 136 amino acids. Gene Ontology annotation, cellular component: tRNA-intron endonuclease complex. Lineage: Eukaryota; Fungi; Ascomycota; Sordariomycetes; Hypocreales; Hypocreaceae. The transcript has a single exon. The record is from RefSeq and is a predicted model, not a curated record. Gene Ontology annotation, molecular function: nucleic acid binding. Gene Ontology annotation, biological process: tRNA splicing, via endonucleolytic cleavage and ligation; tRNA-type intron splice site recognition and cleavage.
AUGGAUGCGUCACAUCAGUUCGCGGCCGAUGUCGCCUCUGCGGUAUUUGAGAACCUGCAAGAGCAGCACCAAUGGGCCUCGCUGCAAAUCCAUCGCCUCCCAGGCCUGUCGCGGCCAAUGAUCCGCGGCCUCCCGCCACGCCUUCUGUAUCUCCACCCCGACGACCAGAUAGCAGCGCUUGCAUAUGAAAAGUCAACAGGGACAAGGGCGCAGCACGACGCCGAGUACGAAUGGGUGCUGGCCGUCCAUCUCGCCGAGAAGUGGACGCUGUCCAGCCUCGCCGCCGUCAUGGACGCCCUUCCGGAGGCUCGCAAGCGGGCGAAGCGCAUUGUCCUCGCUGCGCUGCACAAUGACUCUACCGUCGUUUACUACAUCGUGCAGGAGGGCAUGAUCAAGCCUCGACAGAACUAGAGGGAGAAGCGAGAUCGGUUCGAAUCUUGUGCCUAUGCUUACGAUGGCCGGCAAGGCUGUCGAGCGAUCAGGGGCAGGGCAAUUCUAUCGGGCCGUUUGGCGUCAAGGAGUUGGCAAUCCAGGACGGAAUCACGGAACGCACUCGCCUUUGUUUUUUUUUUAUACAGGCUAUGAUACCCAUCGAAUUGGUAGUUAUGAUCAAUGAAUAAGGCUUUUCAUUUCGACUCAUUUGCUGCUUGUCAAGGGCACAUGAGCCAUAGUCUAUAUCCCUCCGCUUGGUCGCAUCUACAACCGAUCUAGCAAACCGGGGAUUGGACUGCCAUUUCAAAGAAAGCUUCAUACAGAAGAACAAUUCCGACAUAUAUAGACCACCAAAUCCGCCAAAGGAAAAACAAUGAGAU